Messenger RNA from Biomphalaria glabrata, 875 nucleotides. RefSeq names its product MICOS complex subunit Mic10-like. Lineage: Eukaryota; Metazoa; Mollusca; Gastropoda; Planorbidae. The record is from RefSeq and is a predicted model, not a curated record. The coding region runs from base 118 to 555 and encodes 145 amino acids. The transcript is spliced from 5 exons. Gene Ontology annotation, cellular component: MICOS complex; mitochondrion; mitochondrial inner membrane.
AUAGACUAGUUCAUCAUGUAAAGCGCUUUGUGUUUAGAGCCAAUUUAGAAUGUACGGAUUUCUAUAAUUCAGCGUUGGCAGCAAAAUCUCUAACUGCAACAUUGCAUACAAACGAAAAUGGCGAGUAAAAGGUCAGAGGAUGUUUAUGGACAAAAGGUCGAUCGUUGUAUGUAUAAUGCUCUAAUUAAACUUGUUAGCGGUGUUGGUAUCGGCAUUGUUGUCUCUGCAUUUCUUUUCAAACGCAAGCCUUGGCCAGUCAUUCUUGGAGCUGGCUUAGGAACUGGAAUGGGAAUCUCUGACUGUAACCAUGAGUUCAAAGGUCAUGUCCCAGUGAAGCCAGUGCCAGUAGAACCUAAAGUGAUCUUCCAUAAGAAAAUACCUUUGGUGACUACCUUGGAAAACAAAGCUUCCCCUGUCAAAGAACUGCUAACCAAGAAGCCCAAAUUUAUUCACCGACCCAAAACUGAUGUUGAGAAACAUAGUGGGAAAAAAUUUAUGUACAGGGAAAUAGAUGACGAUGAUGAUGAUGAUGAUGAAGAGGAGGAUGAUGAUUGAACUGCUAUUGUGCAUGACAAUUAGGUAACAUCUGAGACAUCAUGAUUGACAACUGAGUGAAUUUAUUAACAUUGAUUGUGUCAUGCUGUACUAUUUUGAACUGUCUUCAAUGUGUAUUGAUUGAGAACAUUGCAAGAUGUAAUGUCUGUCUGUUGUCUUGGAAUAAGACAAAAGUUUAGUAGAAUUUCUUUUAUUUAUUGCUUUGAUAGAAUGAGUUGUGUACGGUAUUUGGCAUUGUGCUUAUUUUUUUCGUAUUUUUCAAUGCAAUAUGUUGACUCAAGAAAACUAUAAAAAAAAAAUUAAAAAGUAUACAAAAUGUA